Candidula unifasciata is the source of this 1437-nucleotide messenger RNA. Lineage: Eukaryota; Metazoa; Mollusca; Gastropoda; Stylommatophora; Geomitridae. The record is from the annotation of a GenBank genome assembly.
AUGCCCGUUCAGCUUCCCAGAGCAUCUCCUGCCGACUUUGUCAUGACCCGGCCCUGGUCCCACACGGCCAGACUUCACCCUCACAUUUCCGAAGGUUGCAGUGGAAGUAGCAGAACGUCUUCAGCGAUUGCAGUAACUUCGUGGUCGCCGAUCCUGUCGUCGUCAUCAUCAUCGCCGUCGCUGAGCAGGUCAAGAAAAUUGUCUGCGCAUUCGUCGCAGUCUCGGUUGGAGGUUAGCGAAACCCGCGUCGGAAAGCUGUUGGACAGCCGUUUGUGGCUUCGACUAUUUCUACUGGUUCUACUCUACCAGCCGGUGGUCAGUAAACCGUGGCCCAGUUUACCGCCUGGCGUCAGUCGGCCUUGGUCUAACAUGCAGCCAGGUUUCGUUGUGUUCAGAUCCCGAAUCUGUCAGUCAGUGACCAGGUCAAAUCUCCAGAAGAUGAUAUCCCCGUAUUUCGACAAGAAUAGAAUGGCUACCGACUUGGCCACGGGGAAGCGAACUUACGGUCCAACAUAUGGAGAGGUGAGUAAUCCUGGAUAUCAAGCAGAUGAGCCAAUUCUCGGCCUCGCCGUACAAAGCGCGGACCUGGUUGAGGGCGACAGAGAGUGGAGCUCCAAUGACGACCUCUGGGUUGAUGAAAGAGAAGACGUACUGGAAAAUACAGAAAAUAGAAUGAUAGAAGAAAUAGAUGAAAGUGACGUUUUCGAUAGACGAACAUGGAUUCCCAGAAGGAAAGUUUUAAAUAGACGUGUACCCAAUAAAUCCUCUAACGUUUCGAAUCUAUGGGGUUACCUCAGAAACAAGAAUGACCUUUCUAACGGCCAGAGUUACACGACUUCUUCAUCAGAUCCUUACGCCUACAUGAAGCGUAGAAGGCGACGCUCGCUCGACCUCGCAGAAGCCUCUUCUCAAUCAGCAUAUCCGGACAGUGAUAUUCCAAGCCUCGACGAAGACGUUGAUGAAAAUAUCAACUUCGACGAAUACGACUUUGGCGAGGAAAAUUCUGAAACUGACAAGAAAUCUGUAGAUAAUAUUCAGCUGCGACUGUUCUUGAGAGGAAAAGAUAAGAAAACGAGAAAGUUAUUAAAGAAAAAGUUAAGACAAAAAGCCAAAAACUUAAUAAAACCGCCACCGUGGGAAUGUAAGUUUACCCAGGUUAAUAAGCACAUGAGAACGGGAAUUUUUCCAGACACUGUGCUGGACGGCAGGUGCGAAACAGACAAAUGUUUCUAUCGCUUGUACAACUGUGAACCCAUUAAAUAUGUCAUGAAGAUGCUUCAGCGAGACCCCGACCAAUGCAAUCCUUUGCCUAGCUUGAGUAACGAAACCACUUACGAGGAACGAUGGAACCUCAUUCAGUACCAUGUUACUGUGGGCUGUAAAUGCACCAGCCCGACCACUAAAAACAGUAAGCCUAAGAAUCGAAGGAGGGACUAA